ACAUAUUUUGUGUAAGAAGAAGAGGGCUAUCAUUCUUUUGUACAUUAUUGGUUAAGUAAGAAGAAGGGUGUUAAUAUUUUGUUUGCGUGGACAUUUACUCUGGAAAAAUGAAUGAGGCUGACAUUCCCAUUGAUAUACAUACGCUUAAGCUACAAGAUUGGCUUGUGAGCAGGCGUAUUGUACCCAAAAACAUACAAUCCAAUUUGAAAGACAUUCGUUCCAAAAUAACUGCAGCCUUGCAAGAUAUGCCAUCCCAUGAAAAACUCAUAGAGCUCCUAAAGGGUACAAACAUCAACUAUUUCCAUUGCAAGGAAAUCAUUGAGAUUCUAAAGCAAACGGAAAAGGAUACCAAGGGUCUCUUUGGCAGCUAUGGCAGUCAGCGAAUGAAAGAUUGGCAAGAAAUUGUGCGCCUUUAUGAAAAGGAUAAUGUGUACUUGGCGGAAAGUGCUCAACUCUAUGUGCGUAAUGUUAACUAUGAAGUCCCCAACGUUAAGAAACAAAUGACAAAAUUCGAACAACAAAGUGAUGAAUGCUUAAAACGCAGCAAUGAUUUGGGUAAACCGGAAGCACAACUUCUGGCCGAACAUGCUGCUUUGCUACAGCAGAUUGGCGUAAAAGGUGAAAAUCUACGUGAGGAGUUUACUCAGGUCCUUUCUGGGCUGCCUGAAAUUUAUGCGAAAAGUAUAAAGCAAAUAGGAACCUUGGAUGAGGCUUUGCAACUGUAUGCCACGACUACGGGUCAAACCAAACAACAGUGUUUACCAAUUACCAGGCAUUUAAUUGAUUUUGGCAAUACAACAGUUUACCAAUAUAUUCACAAGGAAGCACCUCUCUCUGUCGAGGAGCCACCAAUUAAAUUGAAUUUGAGUGCAGAAAAUGAAAUGAAAAGCAAUGAUAAUGAAAUAGAUUUCGGCGAUGAUAAUAACGGGGCUUCCUCCACCAUUUCUGGCGAAAUGAUUGAUUUUGGUGAAUUGAAUUUGGAAACUGGUGGUGAAGGCGGCAUCGAUUUCGGAGAUGCUGGGGAUACUGGUGACAUUGAUUGGGGUAUUGAAAGUGCACCCACUGAAGGUGUGGAAAUCAACUUCGACAUACCCAUCGAGGAGUAUGGUAUCGUUGUGGAAGGAGCUGGCAUGGAUGGUGGUGUUGCCAAGGGUGAUCAAGCUUAUACACUUCUUGAUUCGCCUUCCUAUCGUGAACGUUUUAUUGAUGAGUUAUAUGAACUCGAGGCCUUCUUACGUAUGCGCUGCUAUGAACUGCGUCAGGUUACUGCCAGCAGUAAUGUUAUGUUUUCUCUCAUGGAGUCCAUUUCAACCCACGAUGAAGAGUCUUUGCGUAAAAUGUUGACCAACCUUGAUGUUAUCCUAACAGAGAUGAGCAGCGAACAAACUCGCCAUCUUUUCCAAUUGAAACACUCACCCAAAUAUGCUGAUCUCUUAGCAUCAAAAUUGAAGCAAAUGCUUAAAGCUGUAGAGAAAAUACGUACCACCAAACAGGUGUUAAAAGAUCGUUCUGUGGAAUUGAAAGAACAACGAGUUGCACUAACACCGGUCCUGGAGAAAUUAAUAGCCCAAACAAAAGAUUUGCAGGGCAAGAUUGAACAGGACAUAUCGAAACGUUAUAAGAAUCGUAUAGUUAAUUUAUUGGGUGGUGUUUAGAUAAAUUGCGGGGAUGGAACUUGUAUGUUAUUGUUAUAUCAUUUGCAAUAUAUAUUGUAUGUUUGUAAUUUAAUUUGGCUGCAGAAUAAAUUGUACCUACAUGCCUUUACUUUUUUAAAUAAAACUUUUUUGUUAAAACAAUAAA
This is a messenger RNA of Musca domestica (house fly), 1800 nucleotides long. RefSeq names its product CDK5RAP3-like protein. The coding region runs from base 108 to 1655 and encodes 515 amino acids. The record is from RefSeq and is a predicted model, not a curated record. The transcript is spliced from 3 exons. Lineage: Eukaryota; Metazoa; Arthropoda; Insecta; Diptera; Muscidae. Gene Ontology annotation, cellular component: endomembrane system. Gene Ontology annotation, biological process: regulation of mitotic cell cycle; regulation of cyclin-dependent protein serine/threonine kinase activity.